GAUUUUUUUAAUUUUUCAAUAGUAUUUGUCCACUAUAAUUAGUGUAAAAACUAAAAAUCCCAAAAAGAGAGGAAGAUAAAUAAUCAUUUUAAGAAAAGAAAAAGAAGUUGGAGAUGGAUACGGAUGACAUGUCAAGUCCGACAAGGAAAUACAUGCACUUGUCGUCCUUCUAAUCCUUUGCCCUUAAACAUCGUUAAAAACGACAACUUCUCUCUUCUUCUUCUCUACUCUUCUCCAUUUUCUUCUCUUCUUCUCUUCUUUGUCCAUUUUUUGACAGAUAUGGCGAUCUGGUUUGCUAGAUCCAAAACCCUUGUUUCUAGCUUGAGACAUAAUCUAAAUUUGUCGACAAUUCUCAUAAAACGUGAUUACUCUCAUCGUCCCAUCUUCUAUACAACUUCUCAGUUAUCUUCAACGGCGUAUUUGAGUCCCUUCGGUAGCCUCCGUCAUGAGUCUACGGCCGUGGAGACACAGGCUGAUCAUUUGGUUCAGCAGAUUGAUGAAGUCGAUGCCCAGGUAUAUUUAUUAGCCUUUUAUUUUUUUUAAUAAUCCUACUUUACCACGUGAUUAUAGUUGUUAUUUUAAAUUGGGAUUAGUUCAUAAAGAUAAGCUGUGAAUCACGCACGAGUCUUUUAAUUGUGUAAAGAAAGAAAUAAUUAGUUCUUCUGAAAGCAGAUGCUUCGGUUUAAAGGCGUUUCAAUCCGGUUAAUCAUUCCCAAUUUUGGAUUUCUUGGUUUAUAAGCUAAAUUUAAACCAAAUUUAGGUGAAACUGGUUGCCUAGGAUCAAAAAUUCUUGCAAUGAGUCUCAAAAACUCGAACGUAGAAAAGAUAUUAAAGAUUGAAGAUUAUUCAGUCUUAGAAAGUUAGAAUUAUUCAAAUUUACUUGGUGUGUUGGUUUUGAUCCGGUAUGGGAUGAUCGCAUAGUACAACAACAACAACAGUUCACAUCCGCACAAGUCAUGGUAAAGGUAGGGACCACGUCGCAUGAGAAGUAAAAGUGGGGACCUCAAGUUACACGUAUGAAUAAUACUAAAUCAAGUGCUAUAUGGGUCCCACUUGUGUAGUUGAUUUGAGAACUGGAUUUCCCAGGAGGCAAAGUCGGUUACACAUCGGAGAUGAAAUUCAUACCGGAAUCAUCUUCAAGGAGGAUUCCAUGUUACCGGGUUCUUGACGAAGACGGACGAAUCAUCCCCGAUAGCGAUUUUAUUCCGGUGAGUGAGAAACUCGCUGUUAGAAUGUACGAACAAAUGGCGACGCUACAAGUAAUGGAUCACAUCUUCUACGAAGCUCAACGUCAAGGAAGAAUAUCUUUUUAUCUUACUUCCGUCGGAGAAGAAGCCAUUAACAUCGCUUCAGCAGCUGCUCUCAGUCCUGACGACGUCGUUUUACCUCAGUACCGAGAACCUGGAGUUCUUUUGUGGCGUGGCUUCACGUUGGAGGAGUUUGCUAAUCAGUGUUUUGGGAACAAAGCUGAUUAUGGCAAAGGCAGACAAAUGCCAAUUCAUUACGGUUCCAAUCGUCUUAAUUACUUCACUAUCUCCUCUCCAAUUGCCACGCAACUUCCUCAAGCUGCUGGAGUUGGUUAUUCUUUGAAAAUGGACAAGAAGAAUGCUUGUACUGUUACAUUCAUCGGAGAUGGUGGCACAAGCGAGGGAGAUUUUCACGCCGGAUUGAAUUUUGCGGCCGUAAUGGAAGCUCCGGUUGUGUUUAUAUGUCGGAACAACGGUUGGGCGAUUAGUACUCAUAUCUCAGAACAGUUUAGAAGUGAUGGAAUAGUUGUGAAAGGUCAAGCUUACGGUAUCCGAAGCAUCCGUGUGGACGGUAACGAUGCACUUGCGGUUUAUAGUGCUGUACGCUCAGCUCGAGAAAUGGCUGUAACAGAACAAAGACCUGUUCUCAUUGAGAUGAUGACAUAUAGAGUAGGACAUCAUUCUACAUCAGAUGAUUCAACUAAGUACAGGGCGGCGGAUGAAAUCCAGUACUGGAAAAUGUCGAGAAACCCUGUGAAUAGAUUUCGGAAAUGGGUCGAAGAUAACGGAUGGUGGAGUGAGGAAGAUGAAUCCAAGCUAAGAUCUAACGCAAGAAAACAGCUUCUGCAAGCGAUUCAGGCUGCGGAGAAGUGGGAGAAACAACCAUUGACAGAGUUGUUUAACGAUGUAUAUGAUGUUAAACCGAAGAACCUAGAAGAGCAAGAACUUGGUUUGAAGGAAUUAGUAAAGAAACAACCUCAAGAUUAUCCUCCUGGCUUUCAUGUUUGAAUCUAGAGGAACUGUGUGGUUAAAAUACCUCAUAUAGUAUCAUGUCCAUAUCGACUUCUCAUUGCAGACUAUUUAUAUUGUCCACGUAUCGAAUAGUAAUCAAGUAUCAAUGUAGAGACCAGCAUUUGGAGCAUCAUGAAAUGGCCUUGAGAAUGUUAUUUUCAUGGUCCGGCUGACCCUUAACCGGUUCAAACUGGAGUAAAUGAGUGAAUGUUAAUGCUCGAGAAUGGGUGAGGCUCCGUUAAUCGUUAAGAAAAAAACGUGCCUACCUAGCCAAAUGACAUCUUCCUCUUUUGUGUUUAGCACAAGUGAAUGAUCCAAAUAUCAUCUACCUAAUAUGACCCAUAAAAUAGUAUGUGAUUGUCUUUGGAUGUUAUCCCAUAACAUAACUUAAAUUUGGGAUGCAUGCAUAUAUUAUAUACUUCAUAUAAAAUGAGUGGACCUCAUAAGUUGCGGUUUCGAUUUUUAUCAAAAACAACAGUUGUCCACUUUUUGAUUUUG
Messenger RNA from Arabidopsis thaliana (thale cress), 2756 nucleotides. RefSeq names its product Thiamin diphosphate-binding fold (THDP-binding) superfamily protein. The record is from RefSeq and is marked reviewed. Gene Ontology annotation, cellular component: mitochondrial matrix. Gene Ontology annotation, molecular function: branched-chain 2-oxo acid dehydrogenase activity; oxidoreductase activity, acting on the aldehyde or oxo group of donors, disulfide as acceptor. Lineage: Eukaryota; Viridiplantae; Streptophyta; Magnoliopsida; Brassicales; Brassicaceae. The transcript is spliced from 9 exons. Bases 1113 to 2255 code for a protein of 380 amino acids.